Messenger RNA from Rhodamnia argentea, 1484 nucleotides. RefSeq names its product F-box/WD-40 repeat-containing protein At3g52030-like. NCBI's taxonomy places the organism in Eukaryota, Viridiplantae, Streptophyta, Magnoliopsida, Myrtales, Myrtaceae. Bases 83 to 1381 code for a protein of 432 amino acids. The record is from RefSeq and is a predicted model, not a curated record. Gene Ontology annotation, molecular function: protein binding. The transcript has 9 exons.
AAGGGAAGAGACAUCCUUCGAAGCCUUCGUCUCCCGCGAACCGGCGGAUUGGGGCGAAGGGAAUCUUCCAGCCGCCGGUGGCAUGACGGGACCAUCGCUCGCUGACGGGAGGUCGCCGACCAGGAAGAGGAGCGGCAGCGAGAGAACCACCUCCAUAAACUCUUUGGACCACGACAUUCUCUGUGCCGUCUUCUCCUUCCUUGGCCCCUUCGACCUUGCUCGCUGUUCCUCCGUCUGCAAAUUCUGGAACAAGAUUGUCGACAAAUCCAAGUUAUUGCAAGAGUUGUAUUAUAGACAGCGUGGCAGUUAUGCACAUUCUUCCGAUAUGCCGGCACUCUCACAGAAACCACUGAGACACCAUAUGCUGGAAUGGGCGAUAAAACAUCACCAAUCUUCUUUGAGAGAAGGCCAUGUUGAAGUUGAUCAGUGGAAAGGGCAUUCAAUUGGGGUCAAUCGGUGCCGAAUGAAGAUGGGUUUGAUCCUCACUGGUGUAGGUGACAAGGUUAUGCGUCUCUGGUCAGCUGAAAGCUACAAAUGCCUUGGAGAAUAUGCUAUUCCACAUGCAGUUUCUUUAAUUGAUUAUGAUUUUGACGAAAGCAAGAUUGUUGGCUUGAUUGGCACUCGCAUAAGCAUAUGGAGGCGUGGGGGCCAGAGAAGCAUAUUUCCCUCCCGUGAAGGAACGUUUCCGAAGGGUUUGUGUCUGCGUUACCUCGAUCCUGAGGCAGUUGUUGGAUGUGAGGAUGGUACUGUUCGUGUGUUUGACAUGUACAGUAGGAAAUGUUCUCGAAUCAUUAGGAUGCAUUCUGCCCCAGUGACCUGCUUAUCUUUGAGCGGUGAGCAGUUGAUUUUUAGUAGUUCCUCACUUGGCAGCAUCACAAUAUCAGGUCUUUCAUCUGAUGAGCGAGUAGCAACAUUGAGGCCGAAUGAUCGCAUAGGUGUAAAGGCAUUAUGUUUCAACCCUUGUUCGAGUUUAGUAUUUGCUGGAUGUGCUUCUGGAUAUGCAUCUUGUUGGGAUCUCAGGAAAAUGGGGCUUCUGUGGGAAAGACGAGUGAGCCCGAACGUGCUGUACUCGCUGGGACACAUGCAGAAUGACUCGUCGACGCUGGUUGUUGGUGGAAUAGACGGUGUGCUGCGCGUUUUGGAUCAAAGCACGGGCGAACUAGUCUCAAGUUACGUCAUGGACCAACCGGUAUCAUCAGCUUCUUCUUCUUCUUCUCUAGGAGGGAUAGAGAAAAGAAAGGGAAGGAGGCUCUCAGAAGAUGCUCGGAUCGACAUCAUUCCUAGAGCUGCUCGGCCUCCGAUCACGUGUUUGGCCGUGGGAAUGAAGAAAGUCGUCACCACUCACAACGGAAAGCAAAUAAGAUUGUGGAAAUUUCACUAGAAACUGCACCUUCUUUGAGGAUCGUUCUUGUUUUCGUUUUUUCUUUGAACUUCUUGAGGAGAAAAGAAGAAAAAAGAACGAAGAGAAAGGCAAUUUGUGUUGA